AUGGAGCACAAAGAUGAUGAAGAUGAUGAUGAUGUAUCUUUUGCCAAAUGGAUGAGCAGCUUCUGGGGUCACAGCUGGACAGAGGAGGAUGAGAGAAGACUGCCGGCACGCCACCGAUCACAAGCCGCUGGUUACAGGAAGCGGUCCCUGCCCUGCCCAUUUCCUGAACUUCCCAAAAUUACAUCAUCUGACCACCAUCCUAGAAGGCAUUCUCAAGAGGACCAGGAAUUCUGGUGCCGAACGCACAUGAGGAAUUACAGAAAAUGCUCAGGAGGUGGAUCAUUGAAGGAGCCACUGGAAUCAAAAGGAAGAUCCUAUUCAAAAAUUCAGGGAUUUUUGGAGUCCUAUGAACAGCAACUAUGCUUUAGAACCAAACGCUCUGUCUCUUUGGGACCUGAGAGCAGAAAGGAGAGAGAUGAAAGAGAGUGCCUGAGGACGGAGAUAAGAGCCUGCAAGAAAGUGGAGGAAAGAAGAGGCUCUAAGAAUGAAGAACACGGAGAGGCAUACAUGCCCACCCUGGUUGAAAAAGGGCCCGAAUAG
Trichechus manatus latirostris (Florida manatee) is the source of this 540-nucleotide messenger RNA. RefSeq names its product leukemia NUP98 fusion partner 1 (gene LNP1). The transcript is spliced from 3 exons. The record is from RefSeq and is a predicted model, not a curated record. NCBI's taxonomy places the organism in Eukaryota, Metazoa, Chordata, Mammalia, Sirenia, Trichechidae. Bases 1 to 540 code for a protein of 179 amino acids.